CGUCCAAUGGGCGGGUCCGGCUGUCAAUUGCUGGAUGACAUCACAAGAUGGCGCCGGGUGGGGAGGGGGAGGAUAGAACUGGGAGGGACCGCUGUGCGGGUGUGGUAUUUGUACCCCCCGAACAGAUGGACCAUCGGCCCCUGUUCCUCGCUGUGGACACCCUAUGUGAUGAAAACAUCAGCCACUUUGGCGGGUCUGGUUCUGAAGUGGGCUCCCGCUUGGUGCAGGCAUUCUCUCGAAUUCAAGAGCAAACCAGGGGAAUUGAACCAGCAUUACGUGCCCUAGCUGCAGUAUGUCCCCUCUUUGACUUGGACCCUUACACUCCAGCAAAUGGGUAUCGCAGCCUGAUGAAGGUGGUGCUCUCCUGUACCCAGCACAUUCUGCACAAGUGCCGAUAUGUGACAGACAACCGACGUAGCCUCUUUUUCCGCACUGCUCACAACUGUUCUGAGCUAGAGGCCUAUGGCUCUGCACUCAUACAGCUCCGUGCCCUGCUCUGCUUUGCAGAGCGCCUGCUCACAGCCAACCAGCAUGGAGAUCUUUUCUUUUGGCAGGAGCGGGGCUUAUCUGAAGAGUUCCUGAAGGAGUAUAGCACCAUGCACAAGGGCUGCUUCUAUGGCCGAUGCUUAGGGUUCCAGUUCACUCCUUCGAUUCGCCCCUUCCUUCAGACCAUCUCCAUUGGACUGGUGUCUUUCGGGGAGAAUUACAAGCGCCAUGAAUCUGGGAUCAGUGUAGCUGCCAGCUCUUUCUUUAUAAGUGGCAGAUAUGCAAUUGACCCAGAGCUUCGAGGAGCAGAAUUUGAAAGAAUCACUCAGAAUUUGGACGUGAACUUCUGGAAGACCUUCUGGAAUAUCACUGAGAUGGAGGUGCUCACGUCCAUAGUUGGCAUCGCUUCAACCAACGUGCGUAUCAACAAAUGCUUGUCUGUGCCCCCGGAACCACUGGAGAUGCCUCUAUCAUCUGAUCCCCGACUCACAGUCACUAUUAAUCCCCCUGUGGCUCACACUGGCCCUGGGCCUGUACAUAUGCGCUUAAUAUCCUACCAGCUGCGGGAAGGGCAGGAGAGCGAGGAGCUUAGUGCUUUCAUGAAACCUGAGGGCCCUUUAAGCUUGGACCUUCGUCUCCGAUCCCGUCCAGCUCCCCUCUCUCCCGAUCUCAUCAUUCAUUUCCAUGGGGGAGGUUUUGUUGCUCAGACUUCCAAGUCCCAUGAACCCUACCUAAGAACAUGGGCCCAAGAGUUGGAAGCACCGAUUCUGUCCAUUGAUUACUCCCUGGCACCCGAGGCUCCCUUCCCACGGGCACUGGAGGAAUGUUUCUAUGCAUAUUGCUGGGCACUGAAGAAUUGCCGACUUCUAGGUUCCACAGCAGAGCGUGUCUGCUUAGCAGGUGACAGUGCUGGUGGUAAUUUGUGUAUCACUGUGUCACUUCGUGCUGCCUCUGUUGGUAUCAGAAUGCCCGAUGGGAUCAUGGCUGCCUACCCUGCAACACUGCUGCAAGCAACUGCCUCACCUUCCCGCCUGUUGACCCUUAUGGACCCCCUGCUUCCUCUCAGCGUGCUGUCCAAAUGUCUGAGCGCCUAUGCAGGUACUGAGCGAGUGCCUGUUGAUGAUCGUGCUCUUGAAAAGCAGCAGAGUGCCCUCAGUCAAGUAAGAAGAGGGACCGCUUUGUUUCUGAGAGAUAUUCGCCAUGGAGCCACAUCCUGGCUGAGUUCAUUCAUGGACGGGAGAAAAGAGAAGGGGAACCUAGAUACCAUGAGAACAAGUGUUUCGGAGGCAGCCCUAAUGGAUGAGAGUGCAACUCACAUCAGGGCUUCUCUAAAGAGCAAGACCUGCCAGGAUUUAAGCAGACAUCAGUACGUUGAGCAGGAUGGGAAUCAGAACCAACAUCUAGCACAAAACAAGCACAGCUUGAAAGCCCACAAACAGAGCACAGCCAAUGGACUGCAGAACGGUUGUGGCCCUUGUGGAAACAUCCAGCGGCCACUUUCUACCUUGCCGGUGCAACCAGGUCAGGGUGGCACAGAGCAACUUUCUCCUCUCAGCCCCCAAGUGCAGGGAGGCAGCUUCUUUCUGUCAGAGACUGAAAGUGACAGUGACACAUCUGGACAAUUCUUGAAAGAGAACAUCCCUCCAUUGCACUCCAGUGAGGACAAUUCGUCCUUACUCACUACCUCGCACUCGCACGGAUUCCCGGAAGGUUUCCAGCCCCUGCGCUCUCAGAAUGGUGUUGCUAACAUGACUCUGCAAACUUCAGCCAUUGUGCACAACCCAUACAUGUCUCCUCUGCUGGCUCCUGACAGUAUGCUGCAAGGCUUACCCCCUAUUCAUAUAGUGGCCUGCGCCCUGGACCCAAUGUUAGAUGAUUCUGUCAUGUUUGCUAAGCGUCUGCGAGCGCUGAAUCGCCCAGUCACCCUGCAGGUGGUGGAAGACCUUCCUCAUGGAUUCCUUAGUUUGUCUCAGCUGUCCAGAGAGACUCGGGAAGCCACGGCCGUGUGUGUCCAAUGCAUCCGUCAGAUCCUGCACAACGAGGCACCGCCUCCUCCACCCACCGAGCCUCGAAAGCACAGGAAGCUUGAACGGACCCUGGGGAAGAACUUAGUGACGGAGAGAGAGAUUGGAGCUUAAGAACCUUGUGUUUGUUUAAUGUAGUCCAAUAAGAAAUAGAGCACUCCAGUUUAACACAUCACCUCAAUCAGUAGUCCAAGUGUUAAUUCUCCUGUACAUGUUACAAGUCACUGAGGUACUAACCGGAAGCUGCUAUGUUUUUAUUUUUCUUUAGUAUUGCAACAAGUAGGGCUGUUAUUACACCAUCGCAUAGAUAGAAUUCUCUCCAGUUGGGAUGGGAAAGCCGAAUAUAUUGCCAUUGGCAGGUGGGAUGUCAUUGGGUUACAAUUAUUGGUAAUCUCUUGAGUCACAACAGAGUAUUUUAAGCUGUUUGAGGAUUUACACAGUACAAGUCUCUUUUGUUUUGCUUGUAAUAAUAUGGGGCUGCUGAUUGGCUUACACAGACAGCAGCUUCAUGCAACUCCAUUUUGCCCACUGGUGGUGCCUCUCAUCCUGGGUCAAGUCAUAGCAUAUUAUUGUUUUUCUGCUCUAUACCUUUGCCCCCUUGUGAGUCAUUGUGCAUGAGCUUCACUGAAGAUUAAACCAAAAGGGGAAGCAUAAUCAAAAUGUCUUUUGAUUAACCAUGGGGAUCUGGCCAGGGACAGACUAGAGACAAGAGGAUAUUUCCCACCAAAGAUAGUUGUAUGCAAAACAGUUUUAUGCCACAAACCAAAAGGAGCCCUAAAAACCUACCUCAAAUUAGGUUACCUGUGUAUAUUAUACCCCCUGUAUGUAUAUAUUGUAUUUCCCUGCCCUAGGAAGGCUCAUAAAACCUCUCCGGAUUUAGUUCAUGCGUUAGUGGGGAAAACAUUUAGGGGUUUAUUUAUUAAAGGGGUUGUUCACCUUUGAGCUACCUUUAAGUAUGAUAUAGAGAGUGAAAUUCUGAGCCAAUUUGCAAUUAAUUUUCAUUUUUCAAUAUUUGCGUUUUUUGUUAUUUUGUUUUUUAUUCAGCAGCUCUCCAGUUUGCAAGUUCAGCAAUCUGGUUGCUAGGGUCUAAAUUAGCCUAGCGACAAUGAAUUAAUUUGAAUUAGAGACUUGAAGGUGAAUAGGGGAGGACCUGAAUAGAAAGAGGAGUAAGUAGCAAUAACAAUACAUUUGUAGCUUUACAGAGCAUUUGUUUAGAUGGGGUCAGUGACCCCCCAUUUGAAAGCUAGAAUGAGUUGGUCGAAAAAGGCAAAUAAUCGAAAAACUAUAAAAUAUAAAUAGUGAAAACCAACUGAAAAGGUGCUUAGAAAUGGCCAUUCUAUGAUAUACUAAAAGGUAAGUUAAAGGUGAACAACCCCUUUAAAGUCCAAAAACUCGAAAAACUUGUUUUUUGUUUUACUAUAAAAUCCGAAUUUUUAGUGCAAAAAAAAAAAAACUCGAAUUUUUCAGAGGGUGUUAAAAGUCAGAAUAAAAAAAAAAGCUCAAUAGUGGAAUAAUCCGUGGUUUUUGGGCAGAAAAUCCGAAAAAUUAGUAUGAUUCAAUUUUUCCCUUAUUGUAUUGGGGUAGUUUUUCCCUGCACAGGAAAUUUUCAGAAAAAUGUAUUGAUAAAUAAGGGGAAAAAAACCUGUGCGGAUUUGGUCGGAGUAGUUUUCAGAAAAUACUCGGAUUUUGAUAAAUAAUCCCCUUAAUGUAGUCGUCUGUGACAUCACUAGCAUGGGUCCAAUAAGGAACUGUGCCCCUCUGCCCAGAUCUCUGUUCUGAUAUGGGCCACGUGUGUAGUGGCAGGAGGUCCCACGGGUCCCUAGUUACACCACUGAUAGUUGUGUCUUUUACAAAACAAAAGGACAGUGUCCGAUUCUGCACAUACUGUUAAAGUGACCUCUCCCAAUAAAGCUGAAUGUGAGCUCUUUGGGUUGUCUCCUA
Molecule: messenger RNA, 4451 nt
Organism: Xenopus laevis (African clawed frog)
Lineage: Eukaryota; Metazoa; Chordata; Amphibia; Anura; Pipidae
Gene: lipe.L
Product: lipase, hormone-sensitive L homeolog
Biological process (GO): cholesterol metabolic process; triglyceride catabolic process; lipid catabolic process
Cellular component (GO): caveola; lipid droplet; cytosol
Molecular function (GO): lipase activity; hydrolase activity; triacylglycerol lipase activity
Source: RefSeq, marked provisional